This is a messenger RNA of Cariama cristata (Red-legged seriema), 1468 nucleotides long. Its product is annotated as thrombospondin type-1 domain-containing protein 7B-like. The record is from RefSeq and is a predicted model, not a curated record. The transcript is spliced from 7 exons. Lineage: Eukaryota; Metazoa; Chordata; Aves; Cariamiformes; Cariamidae. Gene Ontology annotation, biological process: actin cytoskeleton organization. The annotation marks the transcript as partial. Gene Ontology annotation, cellular component: plasma membrane.
GGUGGACAGUGUGGAGAUGGAUUGCAAGUCCGCAACCUCACAUGUGUAGUGCACAAUGCAUCUGUUUCUGCUACAUCCAAACCAGUAGAAAAUGCACUAUGUGGUGAGCUGCCAUCGAAAGAGAGUGUGCUGCAGUUACCAUGCUCUGUGCCUUGCCCAGGUGACUGCCACCUGACAGAGUGGUCAGAGUGGAGCUCCUGUGAGCUCACCUGCAUCAAUGGCAGGAGCUUCGAGACAACGGGGCGCCAGUCUCGAUCCAGAGCGUUUAUCGUUCAGUCUCCUGAGAACCAGGAGAGCUGCUCCGGACAAGCAAUGGAAACACGACCUUGCUCAGGAGGGAAGUGUUACGACUACCUGUGGAAAACCAGCCUUUGGCGAGACAACGUACGCACAGUGUGGUGUCAGCGCUCAGAUGGAAUAAAUGUCACAGGAGGGUGUGCUCUUCGGACGAAACCUGCAGAAGUUCGGCACUGCAGCCCGGCGUGCAGAAAACCGUUCUCCUACUGCACACAGAGAGGAGUCUGCGGCUGCGAGCGAGGAUAUACAGAAAUAAUGAGAUCAAAUGGUUUCCUGGAUUACUGCAUGAAGGUACCAGGUUUAGAAGAUAAGAAAGCUGAUGUUAAGACCAUUGCUGGAAAAAAUAAACCUGUCAACUCAAAAAUGCAUGACAUUUUCAAAGGAUGGUCUAUUCAACCUUUUAAUCCAGAUGGUAAACUGAAGAUGUGGGUAUAUGGAGUAUCAGCUGGUGGGUUCCUCAUCAUGGUUUUCCUUAUUUUUACAUCCUAUCUGAUGUGCAAAAAAACAAAGCAGCAUCAAAGCCCUCCUCCGCAGCAGAAGCCUCUAACCUUAGCCUAUGACGGAGACAUUGAUAUGUAACAUAAAAAAGAAACCCAAAUGUAGACAUCGACUGCCUUAACUGCUUUCUUUUUUGGAACUCUCCGACUUCUCAGUUUUUUGAGGAAUCUCCUGAUGUGUAAUAUACUGGGCAGAACAGAAGUAUUGCAACCUUAAAAUUUUGCCACUUCUUUAUUAAGAAAAAAUGGAGUCAAAGACUUGGAUCUUGUGAAACUUUUCUGAAGAGACCAGAAAAUACAUCUCUUCCUGUUGAGCAAUGGGAAAAAAAAAAAAAAAAAAAAAGGAGAAUCUACAGACAUCAAAAGGAAUUAGUGAAAAAAAAAAAAAGGCAUGACAAUCCUGAGGAAAAUGUGACAUUUACUGUAAAUGACAAGUUUGACACAGCAUCAUUAUGCACUAUAUUAGUGCAGGGUUCUUUAUUCUUCACAUAUUUCAACAAUGAGUUUUCUAGUGUUUACAUUUCGUUCAAAGACUUUAAAACCAGAUCAUAUAUUUUGAGAAACACAAGGAAGAAUGAGUUGAAGUGUCUGAAGUUAUCAGGUUUUUUAAAGUUUCUUCCUUCUUAUCCUGUUUUCUAGUCUGGAAUAUGAUUUUGCUUCAUUUCCACCUACAG